Molecule: messenger RNA, 13056 nt
Organism: Caenorhabditis remanei
Lineage: Eukaryota; Metazoa; Nematoda; Chromadorea; Rhabditida; Rhabditidae
Exons: 22
Coding region: 1-13056 (4351 amino acids)
Biological process (GO): ribosomal large subunit assembly; rRNA processing
Cellular component (GO): nucleus; preribosome, large subunit precursor
Molecular function (GO): ATP hydrolysis activity; ATP binding
Source: RefSeq, a predicted model, not a curated record
AUGGGGAACAAAAGUAAAGAAAAACGAAAGGCUAGAAAGCGUCAGCUCUCCAACUCGAAAACCAACGAAGAUCUGGAAGUCAUUGAAGUGUCUCUUCAAAAGAAACGUCUUCUAGAUGAUUGUUCUGACAUUGUUAAAACGGGUCAUGCUGAGUCGGGAGAGAAAGAGAAACCAUUGGAGAUUCUACCGACUCGCGAAUUACUAGGAAACCAGUUAGUUGCUGCUAUUAGGAAUCAUCAUUUUGCAAUUAUUGACGGCCCACUUGGAAGUGGAAAAACCUUUUUGGGACGAUAUGCUGCCAGCAAGCUUAAUUUACCACUACAUAUCAUGCAAAUGGGCGAUCAGAUUGAUUCAAAAACGUUAUUUGGAUCAUACCAUUGCACAGAAGUGGCCGGACAGUUUGUUUGGAAAGAAUCAACGUUUGCAAAAUGGCUUCAAAAUCCUGGAAUAAUUCUAUUAGAAGACAUUGAUGCUGCAAACGCAGAUGUGAUCUCAAAGAUUGUAGAUAUUGCCACUCACCGUCAAACGGAUGCAUCAAAUUCUGAAAAGAAUUCUCAUUUUCACAGUGAUGUUCGAAUUAUUUCCACUAUGUCGGGUAAAGGAAAGAAAGCAGCAGUUUUGGACGGUGUUCCAAUGCGAAUCCGCGUUGAACAGCUUUCGGAUGAUGAACUGAAAAGAUUAGCAUCGAAGGCAUUUCCUAGAAUUGCACACCUCGCUCGAACACUCAUUUCUACAUUCCGAAAGAUCGAAAGUGUGCCGGGAACUGGAAAUUCGAGACAAAUGACCUCGACGGACUUUUUGCGUGGAUGUGCUCGCUUGGCUCUUCUUCCUGAUAUUUCUGCUAAUGUAGAAAGCUUUGCAGAACUUAUCGAUGUCUGGUGUCUGGCUGAUCCGAAACAAAGAUCUUCUCCACUUUGUAAUAUUAUCGCUGCUUCGUUGAAUGUAAAUCCAGAUCGUGUUCAUACGCAUCUUUCUGUUCGCCAACCCGAAGUCAAAUAUGAUGAGCAAGUUGUCGCUGUUGGAAGAGCUAGCCUACCCAGAAAAAUGUCAAUGAUUAAAACUGGAAAACACAGACUAGGUCACACGAGAGAUGUUGUUCAAUUAAUGGAACGGAUUGUUGUCUGUGUUUCCCAUAACGAACCUCUGCUUCUGGUGGGAGAAACUGGAGUCGGAAAGACAUCAGUCGUGCAAGCAGUGGCUGAUCUUAUCGGUGUAACACUCGAUGUGGUAAACGUCAGUCCGACUUCAGAUUCCGAUGAGCUCAUUCAAGGAUAUAAGCCAACGACAAUAGGCCGAUUGAUGGAGCCUUUUACAAAAUUUUAUAUGGAUGUCUUUACGAAAAACUUCGAUUCCAAAAGCAAUCAAAAGUUUAUUGAUAAUCUGGAAAAGUGCUUGUCUUCUGGAAGAUUCAAAGAUUAUUUGAGUUUGGUGGAAGCAACCGCAAACAAAGCUCUUCAAAGAAAAGGAACGAAUAAAGAUGAGAGAUGGGCAGAAUUGUUAGUUCGUGCUAGACAAAUCAAAGAUGGUCUCGAGAAAGGAGCGGCUCCGUUCGCACUUCAGAAAGGAGCAGUUUUGGAAGCUGCUGAAAAAGGUCAUUGGCUUCUUGUGGACGAGAUCAAUUUGGCUCCUCCUGAAUGUCUUGAUGCAAUUGUUCAUGCAUUAUCCGCAUCUGGAACACAUCCGAAUUUCCGUUUGUUUGCUUGUAUGAAUCCAGCUACAGAUGCCGGUAAAAGACGGCUUCCUCCAGGUGUGAGAACCAGAUUCACAGAGUUCUUCGUUUCGGAAACAGCUGAUCCAUUCCAACUUGCUCUCAUUGUUUCGGCUUAUCUUCCAACUGUUUCUCAGCCAUUCGUUGAAAAUCUCGUGAAUUUUUAUCUCUCCGCCAAACAACUCUACCCUUCAAGUUAUUCACUCCGAACACUCUGCCGUGCACUACUUUUCACUGCUGAUAAUAUGUUCGGAAGUGUUGAUCAAUCUGUCUACGAAGCAGUCUCUAUGGCUUUUCUCACGAAUUUGGAAAAUGAAGAAAAAGGAGUGAUGAAAUCCAAAAUUCAAGCAGCUUUCAGAUGCAAAGUGGGAGUGAUGCCAGCUCCAAAAGAACUCCAUAAUUAUGUGAAAAUUGGUGGAUACUAUGUCGAAAAAGGAACAUUCCUACCAGAAAGCGAUCCGAAAUAUGUGAUCACAAAAACUGUCAAAGGAAAUUUAGCUGAAAUCGCACGUAUCGUUUGCAGUGGACGAUUUCCAAUUUUACUCGAAGGAGAGACCUCAGCAGGAAAAACAUCGAUUGUGUGUCACUUGGCAAAAGCUACAGGAAACAAAAUUGUCAGGAUUAACAACCAUGAACACACCGAUGUGCAAGAGUAUAUGGGUUCUUACGUAGCCGAUUCUGGAGGUAGACUUGUUUUCCGUGAAGGAGCACUUGUUCAAGCUGUACGUGAUGGUUCAUGGGUCAUCCUUGAUGAACUGAAUUUGGCCCCAACUGAUGUUAUCGAAGCACUGAAUAGACUGCUCGACGACAAUCGUGAGCUUUUCGUUCCGGAAAUAAAUGAAACUAUCAAAGCUCAUCCCAGAUUCCGACUUUUUGCCACGCAGAAUCCUGCUGGAUCCUAUGCUGGUAGAAAACGACUGUCUAGAGCCCUCAUGUCACGUUUCAUUGUUCUUCGAUUCCACCAUUUGCCUAUUGAUGAGUUAUCCGAAAUGGUACGGGCCAGAUGUGGCAUUUCACCGAACGCUUCCUUAAAAAUGAUUGAAGUUUUGAAUGAACUGAGAAAUCGAAGAAGCCUGUCAGGUCUUUUCUCUGCUAGAGAUGGUCUAAUGACUUUGAGAGAUGUCUUCCGAUGGGCUAAACGAUUGAGCACAGAUGAAACUACGGACGAUUGGCUGCAAAUUCUAGUGAAUCACGGAUAUUUCUUAUUGGCAGGAAGAUGCAGAAAUGAGAAAGAUGAGAUUACAGUAGUGGAAACACUUGAAAAAGUAAUCAAAAGAAAGAUUGACAAAGAAGCUUUGUUCUCUCUCAAUUCUCCGUAUAUGCCGACUGAUGUGAUAACCGAGAAAGUGGUGAUGACACUUGGAAUGAGAAGAAUGUUGGUUCUAACGGAACAAGCAUGGAUUCGAAAUGAAGCAGUUUUGAUGGUUGGAGAAACUGGAGGUGGAAAGACAACACUUUCUGAAUUAGUUGGAAGAGGAAAACUCCGGAGCAUUAAUUGCCACGAAAGAACUGAAACUGCUGAUCUUCUUGGAAGACUUCGUCCGAAACAUGAUGGAGGAUUUGAAUGGUCAGAUGGAGUUGUGAUAAGUGCGAUGAGAGACGGAGUUCCAUUGCUCGUUGACGAAAUUUCGCUAGCUGAAGACUCCGUAUUAGAACGGCUCAAUCCUUUGUUCGAAGAAGAUCGAGCUCUAUUACUCUCCGAUGCAGGAACUGAAACGGAAGUUGUUGAAUCGAAAUCUGGUUUCCAAAUGAUUGCCACUAUGAAUCCAGGAGGAGAUUAUGGAAAGAAAGAGCUCUCGAAGGCUUUGCGAAACAGAUUCACAGAAGUAUGGACAUCAAGUGACUAUACAACUUCCGAACUCAUUACAAUUUUCGAUCAGAGACUUGCUAGAGUGGACGCAACCAAAGAAGAAGCUAGAGUCACUCCAACUAGAACAGCAACUUCAAUCGUGUCAUGGAUUUCUCAGUUUUUUGGAAAGUAUGCUCAUGUAUUCAGACACGCUCCAUCCGUUCGUGAUGUUGUUGCUUGUGCAGAGCUCUAUGCUUCGGCGAUCAACGCACAGAUUGAAAGUCCAAUUGCUAUUAAAGAUGCUCUUUGUGCUGUAUUUUUGGAUUCUCUUGCCGGUUUAACUACACGUCUUCAUAUCGAUCCGAUUGAAGUGUUCGAUGAUGCACUCACUAUGCUCCACAAUGAACUUGUCAAAACCGAACUUCUAAGUCAACUCUCCGAUGUUCAUCAAUUCAUCCAGGAAGCCAAGAAAGAAGCAGUGAUUGAUCAAGCAUCUAAUCAUUUGAAUGUUGGCCACCUCCGUAUUUCAUUCGGUCCGAUUGUUCCGAAAAUUCCUAAGGCGUUCUCUUUGAAAGCACCAACCUGCACUGAGAACUUCUAUAGAAUUGCGAGAGGUCUGCUAAUUAGUAAACCUAUUCUUCUCGAAGGAGCACCUGGAUGUGGAAAAUCGUCUACUGUAAUGGCUCUUGCUCAACUUACUGGAAAUCCAAUCACUCGUCUCAAUCUUAGUGAUCAAACCGAUUUAUCAGAUCUGUUCGGUAGUGAUGUUCCAGUACUUUUGGAAGAUGGAACAAUGACAUUCCGUUGGGAAGAUGGACCAGUUUUGAAGGCGAUCAAAAAAGGAGAAUGGAUUCUUUUGGAUGAAAUGAAUCUUGCUUCACAAUCUGUUCUAGAAGGACUGAAUGCAUGCUUUGACCAUCGAAGAGUCUUAUACAUUGCCGAGUUGAAUCGCGAAUUCGAAAUUCCUGCCACAUCAAACUGCAGGUUUUUCGCAUGUCAGAAUCCGCGUGUUCAAGGAGGAAACCGACGAGCUCUUCCAAAAUCAUUCAUCAACCGAUUCACAAACAUCUACACGAACGAUUUGACGAAAAACGAUAUCGAGAUUGUCUUGACUGGUGUCGACGAGAAAAACGUACUCACUGAUGAAACACGAAAAGCAAUGGUUGAAAUCGGUGAACAAUGCGAGAAAGAAUCGGAAAGAGGCAGUUUCAUUGGUGGACCAUAUUCAUUCAAUCUGAGAGAUCUUCUGAGAUGGUAUGAUUUGUUAGCUGUUGAACGAACUCUUGGAGAAGCCUUCGAAUUGGUUUAUAUGGCAAGAACUCGCAGAGAUGAGGAUAAAGAACUCAUGAGAUCAAUUUAUGAAAAGACGAUGAAUGAGAAGUUGAUAACUAGAUCAGUGAUGUUGACAGUCGACGAGAAAGAAAUGAGAAUAGGAAAGUGUGUUUUGAAACGGAAGUCAACUAUUCCUAUCGUUAACAAAAACAGACUUUUGGCAUCACAAUUGAUACUGAUGCAUCGGAUUUCCACUUGCGUCGAACUGAAUUGGCUCACAUUAUUGGUUGGUCCGAGAAAUUGUGGAAAGAGAGCAGUGAUCGAAAACGUUGCGAAUAUCUGUAACAGACCGUUGAGAACGAUUGCAUUGAAUGCUGAUACUGACGCUCAAGAACUCAUCGGAAGUUAUGAACAAGUUGUUGACGAGAACUGCCUUCCAGAUGCGAAGACAAAAAUUGUUGAAAUUCUCCGAAAAAAUCAAGUCGAAGGUGUUCUGAUAGAGAAAGUUCAAAAUACCGAAGACCUGAACAAGUUGGAAGCAACUAUCGAACUGGUUCUCUCUGAAAUUGGAAACAUUGAAGAAAUCAGAGAUGUUCUCAGCAUUGCAAAUCAAAGUUCGAUGCGAUUCGAAUGGACAGACUCUGUGUUUGUGGAUGCCUAUUUGCAUGGAGAUUGGCUACUCAUUGAAGAUGUCAACUUAUGUAGUGCUGCCGUUUUGGAUCGACUCAAUUCCUGUCUAGAGAGCGGUGGAAAACUGGUCGUAGCCGAACGACAGAACUCAUACGAACCACUGGAACCUCAUCCAGAUUUCCGAGUUUUCUUAUCAAUGGAUGCACGAGUUGGAGAAAUUUCGAGAGCGAUGAGAAACAGAAGUGUCGAAAUCUAUAUUGAUGAUGACUCGAAAUGGAACACUUGGCCAGAUGAUGUCAGAGCAGUGAUUGGAUCAAAAAUAUCAACCGAAUUCAGCAGAACAAUUUCUCGCGAUCUCACUGUAGAACAACAACUGCAUUUAGCUGCACUUCUUGAAGAUAACGGUGAAAACUUCUCAACAGAAAUAGCUCUGAAACUAGUAGGUGGGCAUCGAGAUGAUGUAAUGGAGGAAGAUGAUGAAGACGAGAAUAAUUACGCCAUCGUGGAAUCUGAUCAAGCUCCGAAAAUUGUUGAAAUCGGUGGAUUAACUGGACAUUACGAAAAAUAUUUGUUAUCUAGUUGGAGAAGAGCAGCAUCCAUUACAAAAACUUCAAAUUUUGAAGCUAUUCUUAUGACAUUCAUUGCAACCAGUCCGUGGAUUCUUCAUAAUCUUACUGAAGAUCUAAAGACUUUCUUCGGAGAUACUGUAGUUGAUGCUGUUCUAAAGCGGAUCCCAGCACAUGUCCUCAAAACAAACAAGCGUCAUCUCGUGGACGCCGAGUUCUCUUCUGGAUCACCAACAGAUUCCACGUCAAAGUUCAGUAGAGCUAUUAUUUUCGAGUGGAUUCUUCAGAUGAUCACUAAAAUCCCAAUUGAUCACGGAUCAGCAGAACAUUUGAGUAGCACUCUGACGAAAUAUGAAAUAGCCACGUGUGAUGUCACCUUCAACAAUUUGUCGCAGAUUUCUAAUUUGGUUAAAUCUAUCAUUGAGAUGUUCAAAACAACUUCGUCAAUAUCCCACAAAAGCCAUCGUGAAGUUUGUGUCUCCAUUUCAUAUCUUCUUCUCAUUGCUGCUUCUCGACGUAGAAUGACUACAAGAACUGGAUGUGCUGCUAUUUAUUUAGCUUGGAACGAUCUCAAUAACGAAGCAGCAAAGACAUCCGGAUUGGAUAGCACAAAAAGUGUGAGAACAGUUUGCGAUAAAAUCAACGAAGGAUGGACUUCCGAAUCAUAUGAGGAAUUCGUGAACGAGUUUAUUCAUAGAUGGAGAAAGUUUUCAUUUUGCAAGCCGUUUUCGAGCGAAGAGCAAUCACAAUUAUUCGUUAAACAUAUCGAGCAAGUUCUGGGUGAAGAUACUGAAGAGAACGACGUUGAGAUGAUUGAUAACAACAUGGAGGAUGAUGAUGAAACUAGAAAAGAACCUAUCGCCGUUUCUCCGAUUGAACUGUCUUCAAAACUUGUGGAAAGUGUUGAUGCGUUGUUCGAAUUUCUAUCUACCGGAGUUGUCGAUCAGGAAAAUGAAGUGUUCAAAAAGACGAACGUAUUCUCGGGAAUUGAUUGGAAAGAUCAGAAAUCUUCGAAUUGGAUCCGCACAGCUUCUGUAUUCUGUGCAACCGUAGCUGAAUGCAAUUUGAGCGAUGAAGAUACUGAAGAGCAGAAUAUUCUAGUUUCUGAUUUUCUUUCAAUCGGCGGAGGAGCACACUGCAUUGCAACACGUCUCUUCUUCUCAUCUCUUCAUUAUAAUCCAGCUAUGUCAAAUCUCAGUAUGGCUCAUCUUCAAAAGUUCCCAAUCAAGGAACUUGGAACAAAACUUUGGAGACUUGCAGUGAAUUCAUAUGCUUUCCGAAAAUCUUUAAAGCUUUCUCUUGAAAAAUUGGGAGUCGGAAUCGAAGGCUGGACGAAUGGAGAGGCCAAUGGGAUUGAGUGCGGAAUCGAGAUGAUGGAGAAGUCGUUACCACCUAAAGAAACACUCGAUCCUGUUAUCUUCGAAGAAGAACGUGUUCUUUUCAUUAAAGCGAAACGGAGAAUUGUGGAAAGACAACUGAAAUAUCUUGCUGAAUGGAGAGAACUUAUUGGACGACAAUCGUCAGAAUGUGAUGUAUCCUCGUCUCAAGUAGUCAUUCAAGGUUUGAAUAAACUCAAAGAAGAACUCUCUCAACUGGAAAACGAAGAUGGUGAUAAACAAUCUGUGGUUUUCCGCCAAUCUGCAACACAGUAUAAUCAGCUUUGCGCCGAAAUGCGAUCAUUCCUCGAAGUAGCCAAAUCUGCGAUUGACGAUGCGAAGAGUGAUAAUGGAGAACCGAACGACCAAUCUAUGAUCAUUCGAUUGGCAAGAAUCAAGUCGUUCGCAAUGAGUGCUGAAAACUUUAGAAUUAGCAUAUUGCGCAAGUUCGUAUCGUUUGUCGAUGUGUCAAUGCCAUUUGUGUCUGGUCUUCUGAUAGUCGAGAUUGCGUUUAAUGAAAUCGCUUUGAAAUGGAAACAAGAAGCCAAACGACAUCAUGCAACAACUUCUUCAGCAUUCCCACGAUACCUUCAAACGACACCAACAUCUUCUGGUCUUGUGUCUAACGAAGUUACAAAUUGGGCUAUCAGAGAUGGUUCACCAAUGCCACUUCAUCUUAAAUCUGCAGUUGUUCGCAGAAAAUUGGCAGAAAUUGAAAACAAGAAUAGUUCUUCAAUUAUUGAAAUUCAAUGGACAAGAGCACAAUGGAAGAAAUGGUAUGAGAAGAACAUUGCCAAAGCCGAGCAGAAAGAUUUUGUCUAUCGUACCAAAACAGAAGAAGAGAAGGAUGAAAUGGAUAUUGAAGAGUUCUUUACCAACCAAGAACAAGAUUCACAAGUUCUACCAGACUCUGAUGUCUCAAUGCUUUUGGAAGCAAUCGAACAAAAGAAGUUCACUUUGGUUGAUGAGAAGAGUCGUAAACAGUCAGAUGAAAGGUAUGAAAUGGCAAUGGUUUGGAUGCGAUAUGUCAUGAGUGAAGUUGGAGCAAUCUCUAUUGAAGAUGCCACGUGGAAUCAGUGUAUUGAUGGUGAUCAAAAGCUGUUCGAAAUUCUUGCAUCUCACGAGGGUCUAUCUGACGACGGUGAAGUAGAAGACACCAAAGUUGUGGAUGUAUACAGAAAUUCGUCACUUCGAGAAUGUCGUCGAGUAGCAUUAAUUCUGGAAAGACUGGCAUCAAGGACACGAGAAGUAUUGGAGCGAUGGCCUGAAGUUGUUGCUCUCAAAACCAUUAUCACCACAAUCGACGAGUUCUUUACUGUGUCUGUAUCGACACCCCAUAUUAAAGUCGCCACUCAAAUCGAAAACUUGAUCGAAGUUUGUGAGCAAUGGGAAAUGAUGGCUGAUCGGGCGAAUUCUUUGAGAGAUCCACUUGGAGAGUUACGGAAGUUAUUGGUCGACUGGAAGAAGAUGGAAGUUAGAUGUUGGUCAAGUCUUCUUGUUAACUGUGAAAAUGAGGCAAAACAACGUGCCCAGCUUGUCGCUUUCCCACUUUUUGAAUCUCUAUUUAAUGCUUCAACUCCGGAAAUGGAAGCGGCUUUGAUUCCAAUGAGUAUCGAAUGGAUGCACAAUGCCACUCUUGUUGACUUCUCCACUAGAGUUCUUACCGUCGAAUCACUUUCCCGAUGGGCGAGAAUAGCUGGAAAAGAUGUGUUGGCAAAACAAUUGGAAGCGGCUUCAAGACAUUUUGGAAUUUUCAUUGAACGUGUUGACCAGAGAUUGAAAGAUGCUCGAGAACCAGCGGAACGAAGUUUGAAAGAUUAUCUCAAAGUUGUCAAGUACAACGAUUUGAAUCUGUGGAACAUUCGAGUUUCCUCGACCAAAGCUCAUGCUCAGUUAUACAAGAUUGUUCGGAGAUUCAAGGACGCCAUCAAUGUCGAAUUACACGACGAUUUCGGGAUUCUCCAGAAAAUUGACGAGUGGAAACAGAAAGUCUUUGAGCGCGAAGAAAACGUGAUUGACAAAGUUCUUGUUGGAGAGGAAAUUGAGAAAAGAAUCAAGCAAGUGAAGAAGUUCGCUACAGAAAUCACUGAUAAGGUUGCGAUGCUCUGUGAAACAACUGCUAUAGAGGAAUUAUACGAUCAAACUAAAGCUGCCGAUGAAGCCAUUCGUACGAUGAUCAAUUAUAUUGGAGAGGAUGAGGAGAAAGAGAAACAACAGGGAUAUGCGAGAAAUUCUAGACAAAGACAAAUUGCAAUGAUGAUCAAAGAGUCCCAAGCAAUCGGUCUGAAUGCUAGAAAAGCGGUUCUCUUACUUCAAGAAGAUAUUAACAAACGGUCUAUUCUCGGCGUCAUUUCUAAAGAAGAGUGUGAAAAAGAAAUGAGGAUUUGUGCGUCUGGACGAAAUGUUGUCAUCCAAAAGGCUAACAAAAUUGAUCAACAAAUUGGAGUAUCUACUAGGAAACACCUCAGUGGAAUGAUUGAAUACGGAAUGGCAUACAUGUUGUCUCUGCAAACAAAUAUUUCAACUCUGAAAUCUCAAGUUUCCAAAUUACAGUCUCAGUCUGAACAGCUUCAAGCUAUCAGUGAAAAUCAGAUAGUAGGAUGGAUAGUCGAUCACGAAAUUGUUGAAGAACGAGCUGCAAAUGUUACCAAAUUGAUUUCAACUAUCCAAGUCUUCAUUACCUCCAUGAAACGGAGACUAGCUUCCAUUCCAGCUUCUUCAGAUGAGUAUAUUCGAUCGAAGACACAUCUACAUCCACUUUCAAAACUUUCCCAAACCGAUGAAGUCGCUCAGAAGCUAAUCAGUUGGGUUGAGAAGUUGUCGACUCUUGUUGAAAACAUGAAGCGAACAAAUGAUAGGCUGGUAUCUACAAACUCCUCUGUCUACAAAUCAGAUGAUUAUAUUGUUUGGAGAUCGCAGUUGACUGGUGAUUCACUAGAGCUUUCGAACGAUAUUAAUCUGUUUGAUGGUUACUUUGAUUCGGAAAAAAUCCAAAUUUCAAAAUGUUUGGAACAAAUUCCAAUAUGGACGAAAGAAGUUGAUUCAUCCGAUUCUGUCGAAGAAGUUGAUACAGAUAUCACUAAUUUGUUAUUGCUCGUACAAAAGAUCUAUAAGAAAUUGGAGUGUGUGACAAAAGGAGAAGAAGAAAAAUCUCUUGAUCAAAUCAAUGUACUCGUGGAUAUUCUGAAACAAUCCGAUAUUCAGUCUGUUAUUGAAAGCAUCUCUAUUAUUGUUCAAGAACAUUCACAUGGAGAAAAGAGCAGAAAAUAUGUGAGAGGAAUUGCUGAAUUGAGUAUUAUUACUGCAGGAAUUAUCGAAAACAGUGUUGUCCACUUGACAAACUGUCUUGGAAAUUUCUGUGUAUUCUACCAUUCGAUGCUCUCGAUGACCAUGCAACUAUACGAGAAAGGAUAUGUUAAUACGAUUCCGAAAGCCGAGAAACAAGAGUCCGGUGAUGGUCAGACUGACGAUAGUGGAGAAGGAGGAGGAAUCGGAGAAGGUGGAACUGCUAAAGAUGCAAAAGAUGUCACUGAAGAAAUGGAGGAGACAGGUCAGAUCGAAGGUCUCGAAGAUGAGCAGCCAGCCGAUUCCGAAGAGCAUGAAGCAAAGAAUGAUAAUGAAAAGCCUAUCGAUAUGGAAGAUGACUUUGCUGAAGAUCUUCAAGAUAUUGAUAAGAACGAAAAAGGUGAUCAAGAUGAAGGAGAAGAUGAGUCCGAUGAAGAGCCGGAUGUUGAAGAUCAAAUGGGUGACGUUGAGGAAGAGGAGGAGAAACAGUUGGAUCCAAAGAUGUGGGAUGAAGACGAAAAAGAGCAAGACAAGGAGAAGAAUAUGGAUCAGGAACAGCAAGCUGCAGAAGAUCAGACGGAUGAGAUGGUUGCGAAGGAAGACGAAGCACAGACAAAAGAAGAGAAUCAAGAGAAAGAAGGUCAGGAAGAAGAAAAAGAUGAAGGAUGUGAAGAUGAUGAUCAAGAGAACAUGGAUGAAAGAGACAGAGAAAAUGAUGAACGAGCAGAAGAUCAAAUGGAUACGUCAGAACCGAAUAAAGACGAUGAAAUUCCUGAGAAAGGAGAAAUCGAUGAGACCGAAGACGGUGACGAUGGAGAUGAGACUGACAAAGAAGACGAGGAAGCCAUUGAAGGCGAAGGAGAAGAAGAUCAAAGUGAGCAGCAAGAUCUAGAAGAAGUCGAUGAUUCUGAGCAGGCUAACGAGAAGAGAGACGAAAAUGAAGAUGAAGCUCUGGAACAGGGAACAGGAGGAGAGAAGAAUGAUCAAGAAGAGAAUAAAGACGUGACAGAUGGAGGUUUAGCUGAAGAGGAAGAAAAGGAAGAUCAAGAGGAUAAAGAUGAGAAAGGAGAAGGAAAAAGUAAAUCUGAUCCAAAUGGAGAUGGUAGCAAAGGAGAAGCACCGAAGGAGCAAACUGAGAAAGAUGAGAAAGAAAAGAAAGAUGAUGAAGAAGAUGACGAGAAUGUUGAGAGGAAGAGAGAAUUAGCAACUGAUGAUGCUCCGAUGGAAGAAGCAGAAAUGGGAGAUGGUGAAGAGAAUGAAACGGGUCAGCAAAUGGAAAAUGCAGAAGUGUCGAACCGUCAAAUGGUUGGUAAAGGAACGAUCGAAGAAGCUCGUCAGACUAAGAGGGAGGGCAAACGUGAAGAAGAGAAGAAGAAGAAGAGAGAGCUGAAGGAUGCUUUAGAAGGAAUUGCUGGAGAUGAAGGUGGAGAAGUCGACGAUGAUGAAGCUGAAGAAACAAAGGAUGCUCAUAUUCAUAUGGCUGCUCACGACAUGUUUACAGUGAUCGAAGAAACCACAAAAGAUCUGGUGACAGGAAUAAUCGAUAAAACAGAGGAACAUGAGGGCCGAACUCCUGAAAAAUCUAGCAUAAGGCCAAUAAAUGACAAAGCUGAUGAGCAGUGGGCUGCAAUGUCUCGAACGGUCGGAUUGUUGGCUGCUGAACUUGCAGAGAAUCUGAGAUUAAUUCUUGAACCGCAAAGAGCGAAUAAAAUGCAAGGAGACUACAGAAGCGGAAAAAGAUUGAAUAUGCGGAGACUAAUUCCCUAUAUUGCGAGUGAAUAUCGAAAAGAUCGUAUUUGGAUGCGAAGAACGAAAAGAGCUCAAAGAGAGUAUCAGAUCCUCAUUGCCGUGGAUGAUUCUGAAUCAAUGAAUGAGAAUGGAAUUCAUCAAAACACUUGUGAAUCUGUUUGCAUUGUUGAAGAUGCUCUGAGAAGAUGUGACGCUGGUCGAGUCUCUGUCUGCUCGUUUGGUGCCGAUGUCAAUACGAUAAUUCCAUUCGGGGAAGCUUCUGCCAGUAGUAGUAUCGAAAUGCUCAAACAAAUGACGUUCUCACAGAAGAAGACUGAUCUUCUGUUGCUCCUGAAAACAGCUAAGCAACAAUUAGAUGAAAUGCGUACUCCAACAUCUGAACAAAUGUUAAUUGUCAUUUCUGAUGGAAGAGGAGCUCUAUCACAAGGAGCCGAUAAAGUACGAGCACUCUAUUCCGCUCUUCAAGGUGUCACAGUUUUGUUCAUCGUUCUCGAUUCAGGGAAGAAAUCUAUUGAAGACCACACGGUUGCAUCAUUCAAAGACAAUAAAGUGGUACUCACGCCAUACUUGUCGCUGUUCCCGUUCCCAUUCUACGCACUCGUCAAAUCCGUUGAACAGUUACCGUCGGUCAUUGCUGAAUCGAUUCGCCAAUGGUUUGAGAUGACAACGCAACAUACGUAG